This is a messenger RNA of Pelodiscus sinensis (Chinese soft-shelled turtle), 460 nucleotides long. The record is from RefSeq and is a predicted model, not a curated record. Lineage: Eukaryota; Metazoa; Chordata; Testudines; Trionychidae.
CCAGAUAUUAACGAACUGAAUUUGCCGAAAACAUGCGAAAUAGAUUUCUCCGACCAGGACGACCUCCUCAACUUCAAGCUAGUUAUCUGCCCUGACGAGGGUUUCUAUAAAGGGGGCAAGUUCGUCUUCAGUUUUAAGGUCGGCCAAGGCUACCCUCACGACCCUCCCAAGGUGAAGUGUGAGACCAUGGUGUAUCACCCCAACAUAGACCUCGAGGGCAACGUCUGCCUAAAUAUCCUCAGAGAGGACUGGAAGCCUGUACUAACAAUAAACUCUAUAAUUUAUGGUCUGCAGUAUCUCUUCUUGGAGCCAAACCCCGAAGACCCCCUGAACAAAGAGGCCGCCGAGGUCCUUCAGAACAACAGACGCCUGUUUGAGCAGAACGUGCAGCGCUCCAUGCGAGGCGGCUACAUCGGCUCCACCUACUUCGAGCGCUGUCUCAAAUAGAACUGACCAGCCG